CAGAGCGCGUAGAUUGUUUUCCGAGGAUGUGGAAAAAGAAAAAACUGAACUUAAACCCUAGGUUUUAUGUGUGGUGUAGCCAGUCUCUUGCACGACAGUACCGAUCAUCAAUUCCAGUUCAGUUCUCCACGUUCACGCUGUAACGCCCGUUCCGAAUCCAAACACAAGCUUCUUUUGGUCUGGAUCUGGAACUUAACAAAUAAAUUGUUCGCAGAUUUUCAGACUCUCUCUCCAGAGUAUCUUCAAUUCCAUUAGCGGCUAGGGUUUCGAUCUUUCUCUUGAAAUCCAAUUUGCUGCUCCUGUUUUUAAACCUCAAUUAGGGUUGGGGGUUUUAGGAUUAAUAAAUAUGUAUGCUGAUCGGGUAGAGUCCGGAGGCAGGAGAUCAAUAAAGGAUCGUCUCAAUGGAAAUUUCUUCGACAAUUCCACUCGCCGGCGCCCCGUCACCGGCAAGAGGCAGAGGCAAGAUGACAAGUGGGAACAUGAUCUUUAUGAUGACGAAUCUCACAUUUCAAUUCGCAAAGUUGGCGCUCGAGAUCUUCGGCAGAAGCUCCAAAGAAAAAGUCUUCAAGUGACACAAAGUGGAAAAAGGUCUGUUUCAGGUGUAAGGGAUUUGCGUGAAAAGCUAUCAGGUACAAUGAACCUGCAAUCAGAGAGUACUGGUUCACGAAAACCAAAAAUGGAGGCUGCUAAACCAGCUAGGAAAAGUGUUGCCGCUGAGGCUGCUGAACCGGAGAUUAAAAAAGUUGUGAAUCCGGCUGCUAAUAAGAAGUCUCAGCAGAAGCCUGGAACAUCACUGGAUCAGUUUUUGCUGUCAUUGGAUCUCGAAAAAUAUUCAAUUACUUUUCAGGCCGAGGAAGUUGACAUGCCUACCAUUGUACACAUGACUGAUGAGGACCUCAAGGCUUUGGGGAUACCAAUGGGCCCAAGGAAGAAGAUACUUCUAGCUCUGGAAUCUAGAGCUUGAUGUGUAGGACUGUGCUGGGUAUUUGGCCAAGAGACUGGGGUUGCAGGUUGUACUAUUGGUUUGAAGAUCCUCAAAGAUUGUUUUGCCUGCAUUUGGCCUCCAUAUUAACCUAGUUUUUAUUUUUAUUUUGUUUUGAUUUCCCUUUCUUCGGUUCUGUAGCUUGAAUCUAAUUAUUUAUCUGAAAGCAAUGUGAAAUGUGUGCUUGGGGGAAGAGGAACUACCUAUAA
Messenger RNA from Tripterygium wilfordii, 1191 nucleotides. Its product is annotated as ankyrin repeat and SAM domain-containing protein 4B-like. Gene Ontology annotation, molecular function: protein binding. The record is from RefSeq and is a predicted model, not a curated record. Lineage: Eukaryota; Viridiplantae; Streptophyta; Magnoliopsida; Celastrales; Celastraceae. The coding region runs from base 347 to 964 and encodes 205 amino acids. The transcript has 6 exons.